AUGGGACCACCAGGGGUGCAGUUCGAGGAUUCCCUGCUUCAGAUACUGCCAGUGGACAAGACUAAAUGCCCGUUUGUUAGAGACAACAACGAUGUUGAGUUUAGAUUAUUUACUAGACACAACCCAACAGUGUACCAAGAGCUACGUAUAGACGACGACGAGAGCCUGUUCGCUUCUCACUUCAACUUCCACGACCCGACGGUGGUGUACUUCGGAGCCUUUUUGGAGCAGCCCGAUGAUGGGAGCGGACUGCUGGUUAGAGAAUCCUACAUGCUUCGUGGAGACAGCAACUUCAUAAUCCUGGACCUGAGCCGGCUGGAGGCCGGGCCGUGGUACUUCACGGCGGCGGAGAAUACUUGGUACAUCGGACAAUUCGCCGCCAAGUUUGUGGACUACAUGGUAUCCAGGGGCCUGGAUUUAAACAAGACGCACUUCAUCGGGCACAGUCUGGGAGCUCAGUCCGCCGGUGUGGCUGGUUCCGCCUUGAAGUCGGGCCGCGUCUCCAGGAUCACCGGUCUGGAUCCGGCGCUGCCGCUGUUCGACAAGCUACCCCUCUCGCAGAGACUGGACCCAUCUGACGCUAAAUUCGUGGACGUGAUACACACAGAUGCCGGGAUAUUUGGCUUCAAAACCCCAAUUGGGCACGUGGACUUCUACCCCAACGGUGGGAUUAGUCCUCAACCUGGGUGCGAGCUCGAAGUGGUGCUACACGAGCAAAGAUUUCUCAACAAAUGUGACAAAAACGCACAACCACAAGGUUUCUACGUCUACCAUCUCACACCGAACACAAAAAAGAACAUACUAGAAAAAAAACUGCGUGAAUUCUUUACAUACAUCAACUUUCUGAAAGACACUGAAAACUCAUCACCGCACACAGAAUCUGAUGAUGAAAUACCUAAAUCAUCGCCUAAAUUGGCCGCAAUUAGAAAAUAUAAACUUUUACAACAAAACAAUAAGAAAAAUAAUAAUAAAAUAGUUGAGAGUAAAACAGAAAUAAAUCUAGAUAAUGCGCAAGAAGAUACACAUGUAUUUGUGAAAGAAAAUUCUUACAAAAGAGAGAAAAGAAUUAGCAGUAAUAUUGAAGUAAUUAACACAAAUGAUGCAACCAACAAAACUACUUUAAAAGACGCGAUCACUACACCAAAAGACACAGACACUAUAGAACAGAAGACUACAAAAUCAGCAAAACUACAAGACACUACAGCAGAUCAGAAUACUACAAAUACUGUUAAACUACAAGACAACACUAUGGACCAGAAUACUACAAAAACAGUAGAACUACAAGACAACACUACAUUAGAUCAGAUGACUACCGAAACAGUAAAACUACAAAACACUACAGCAGACCAGAAAACUACAAAAACAGUAAAACUACCAAGGCAAAAGCGUUUUAUAUCUUUAUUCAGAAACAACGAUAACGACAGUGACAAUUUACUAUUCAGAAUGCUAGAAUUCUUAAUGAAACCCAGAAGGAAUUUCAUACCAGUCGUAACUGUGAUGAGAGAGAUAAAUACCCUAGUUAAAAGUGCGAAUGGAGAAUUGAACCACUUUUCUAAAGAAAGGAAUAAUUAUAUAGGUGGUUAUCCACCGGUCUCUGAUAUAAAAUACGACUUGGAAUUAGGGAAUGAGUCUAAAAUUCUGGGAUUGUUGAAAAGACUGCUAGGUUUGGGUCCUAAAGGCGGGAGACUGAGCGUUAAUGGUAGAAAGUAA
Molecule: messenger RNA, 1710 nt
Organism: Ostrinia furnacalis (Asian corn borer)
Lineage: Eukaryota; Metazoa; Arthropoda; Insecta; Lepidoptera; Crambidae
Exons: 8
Coding region: 1-1710 (569 amino acids)
Biological process (GO): lipid catabolic process
Molecular function (GO): serine hydrolase activity; lipase activity
Source: RefSeq, a predicted model, not a curated record